UGCAUAUCGGUCAAAUUCGCUUUGAUUUAUUCAUCCAUGCCCAGGUAAUAAAUUACACAUUACCCAAUGUUUACCUUCUUUUAAUCUAAUCAUCAUAACUUAAAUUCGAUUCAAUGGAUAUCGCGUCCUAAAUUAAAAAUAAAAAGUAAGUCUUAAUCGACUUUAACACACUUGUACAAAAAUAAUGCAAACAAAUGGAAAGUAUGUAUCUGUAGUCUGUUGAUUGAUAAUGUAAUCAAAUUCUACGAAUCCUUCAACUGGGUCGACAACCGGGUCAACUGGGUCGAAUCUUUCAACUAAUCACGCACUAAAUUUUCCGAAAAAUACGCGUUUGUUAUAAUUGCUACCUUUCAAGUUGGUUUCAAUUGCCUUUGAGUACAACAAUAGUACGAUCUUUUCCCGAUCAUCAUUGAGCUUUUCCUAAUGCACAAAGUAAAUAUAUGUAUACAUACAUGCACAGUUAUCCAAGGGGAUCCAUGUAAAUCCACAAUUUCCUCAGGUGACUGACCGCUGGAUAAAUACAUGGGCUUAUCGUCAUUUUAUUAAAACAAUAUCUUGCAUAUGCAAAAAACAUUGUCGGUGGAUUUGGAUGUAGGUCAUUUAUUUUUUGGUAUUCACAUUCUCCGACUAGGUCACGAAAACGUUCAAAUAUUGAUUUGCAUAUUUGAGAUUAUGUUAUAAAUAUGUGCAACAUAAUUCCACAAAAAUUAAACUCUGCUAUGUAAGAGCAGUAGUUUUAAUUCGUGGAAUAAUUAUAAUCGAUUUCACUUCAAAGCCAAAGUUCAAAAAUUAUUGUUAAAAUUUUUCAUGCGCAUAAUGACUUACAUAUAUGUGUAUGACAAUUAGGUAUUUAACUUUAACCUGACCAGAGCUUUUGGAUUCACGAAUUUUCGAGUUAAACGAAUCCUGCUUAAUUUAUGGGUUGUACAUAUAUUUAUUUAUAUUUAUUAUUUAUAUACACAAGUAUAUUUAGAAUACACACCUGUCAUUCCAGCUCCACAAAUUAUUUUGUCAUCCGAGUUAAUACGAAAAUCGUUCAUUUCACUUUUGUUGCUAACCACAAAUUUUAAAAAGUUAGCAGACUCAAAGCUCACAAUUUUUCAGUUUUAUUACAGACAUUACAUGGACAAGUUUAUCGAUUUAUAUAAAAAAAAAUAUAAGUAACACAUUUCAGAGUUGGCUACAGAUAACUCGAUUUGCCAUUACGUAAGUUAGGUUGUAGUUUUACAAGAACCGUUUCCAUACACAAUUAUUAUACGUCAAUCAGCAUCAAAUGCAGAUCAGGCGUGCAUGACAACCAACUUGCGGGUUGUAUCAUUAUGUAAGUAUGUAUGUACGCGUUUAAUUGUCAUCAUGUUUAAAGCCCUAAAUAAAUAGGUAUUUGUGUGACGCCCUUACAUAACAAUGUUUGUUAACGACUUCAACCACAAAGAACGGCAAGUACCGAAGACAAUCGGUUUGUUCUCAUUUUUACCUCAUCAUUAAAUAUUACAAACGCCACUACUGCACAAUGCAAGGUCUCCGAACUUAGGAGUUCUGAGCCUAGAGUUACAUUUUAAAACAAAUUCCCUCAUAUCAUCGUGCUUGGAUUGUGCGUAAUGAGACUCUGUUUGAUUACAUAAUUAAAAAGUACGCAUUUUAGCUAAGGUUCCAUUCAAAUAUUUGCUAGACCAGUCGCACAAUGUAUCGACUGGCGUCCCUUCUACCCGUUUGCCUAUUGAUUGUGAUCAUAUUUACAAAUAUUGGAGUUGAGGUAAUAUCAAAUUGGAAUAUUUUUUUGGGCACAAAUUUCAACGUGACGUAUUGUAUAGGAAAAGAAGCUCCAUUCUUUGCAGAGGGCUAAGCGAAGUCCGUUUUUCAUGUUUAAGUGGGGAAUGAAACGCACAAAAAAGCCACUGGUACUCAGUCCUUCUAGUCCGUCGUCACCUCCUUCCUCCUCCGAUACAAAAACGAAGGACAAUAACAAAGCCGAUGUGCCAGGGUUACCUACCACAACUGAAUUGUACGAAACUAAUACUCCUCCCCCGACGACGACAACCACCCACCCUCCCACAACAACUACGAAGAAGCCAAUAUUUUCCACCACGACGGAAGUGCCAAAGCCCGAACCGAUUCAACAAGGGAGACGAUUUGACAGACUUAAAAACCUGCGUGGAUCAACACCCAACCCCGGAAGGAGCAAGACAACCGAAAUCCCACUCACGUUUGAUGAUGAUGGUAAAAAGUUGGAGGACGAGUCCUUGGUCAUACCGGACGAUGACGAUGAGGACAAUACUGGUUCGGUGGCAGGGAAGGGGAAGCCGUCAACUGGAAAAUCAUCAACCGGAAAGUCACACGUAAAAAAUCACAAGGACAAGGCACGUGGUAUGAAAAGGAUGGACCGGUUGAAAAAAUUCAGAACGGAAACAACGCCAGUUCCAACCACAAUCACAACCGAGGAACCGAAAUCAAGCGGUGGCAGCAAAAAGGAUAAUCCAUUCAUGCCGAAGAAGGGAAAGAGGGUCGAUAGGCUAAAGAAAUUCCGCGAUGCUGAAACCACCGAGACUCCAAUGACAACUGAUGUACCCUUAACAUUCGAAGAUGACGGCAAGAAAUUGGCUGAUGAGUCCUUGGUAAUUCCGGACAAUGAUGACGAUAACCCGUCAGCAGACAAGAAGGGUGGGGCACAGGCUGGCGGUGCAGGAAGCAAGCCAUUCAAAGUGUAUAAAGGUAAAAGAGUUGACAGACUGGCCAAAUUUCGAGUCACCGAACCUCCCAAUAAUGGCGACAAAGGUGGUGGCAUUAACAGAGCAAAGUCAGUCCCCAUCACAACGGAGACUCCGCCUGACUCUGACCGGAAAAAGUUGCCAUUUGCGAUCAAUAAAGGAAAAAGGGUGGACCGACUUAAGAAAUUCCGCGAUGCGGAAACUACCCUUGCUCCAACUACGACCGAGAGCCCACCAGAUGAGACAACUCCAAACAAUAAAAAAGAUGGUGGAAGCAAAACUAAAUCAAAUCCAUUCAUGCCAAAGAAGGGAAAGAGGGUGGACAGGCUAAAGAAAUUCCGCGAUGCCGAAACCACUGAGAUUCCAGGGACCACAGAAACACCACUAACAUUUGACGAUGAUGGAAAGAAAUUAUCCGAUGAAUCGCUAGUCAUUCCCGAUGAGGAUGAACCUGAUUCUAGCAAGAGUGAUGCAAAGUCUUCCACUGGCGACAAAACGAAAGCCAACCCAUCGGACAAAAACGGUGGCACAAAGAAAGCUAUCGUUGGCAAAAACCAUGCAAAAAAAGGAGAAGGAAAAGGACAAGGACGAGGUAUGGUUCGUAAGCAAAUGACGACUGAAGUUCCUUUAACAUUUGAUGACGAUGGCAAGAAAUUAGCCGACGAGUCCUUGGUAAUACCGGACGACGAUGAGGACGGUACAGAUUCAGUUGCAGGGAAGAAAAAGCCGUUAACGGGAAAGAAACAUGGAAAAACUCAAGGGGACAAAGCACGCGGUAUGAAAAGAGUGGACCGCUUGAAGAAGUUCAAUAUUGAAACCACACCCGUUCCAACAACUACCGAGGAACCGAAGCCAAGUGGUGGCAAUAAGAAGGAUAACCCUUUCAUGCCGAAGAAAGGGAAGCGAGUGGAUAGGCUAAAGAAAUUCCGCGAUGCCGAAACCACCGAGAAUCCAACGACAACUGACGUACCAUUAACAUUCGACGAUGACGGGAAGAAAUUAGCGGAUGAGUCCUUGGUAAUUCCGGACAAUGAUGACGAUAAUCCGUCAGCAGACAAGAAAGGUGGGGCACAGACCGGCAGUGCUGGAAACAAGCCAUUCAAAGUGCAUAAAGGCAAGAGAGUUGACAGACUGGCCAAAUUUCGUGUCACCGAACCUCCCAAUAAUAGUGACAAAGGUCGUGGCAUCAACAGAGCAAAGUCAGUCCCCAUCACGACCGAGACUCCGCCUAACUCUGACCGGAAAAAGUUGCCUUUUGCCAUCAAUAAAGGAAAAAGGGUGGACCGACUUAAGAAAUUUCGCGACGCGGAAACUACCCCUGCUCCAACGACGACCGAGAGCCCACCAGAGGAGACAACCCCAAGCAGUAAAAAAAAUGCAAAUCCAUUUCUGCCUAAGAAGGGAAAGAGGGUCGAUCGGCUGAAAAAAUUCAGAGAUGCUCAAACUACACAGGUUCCAGUGACAACGGAUGUACCACUAACAUUUGACGAUGACGGAAAGAAAUUAUCCGAUGAAUCGCUUGUCAUUCCCGACAAUGAUGAUGAUUCUAGCAGCACUAAAGGUGGCAAAAAAUCGUCCACUAGAGAUAAAACGAAAGCCAAUCCAUCCGUCGGCAAAAAAGAUGACACAGAGGAUAAGGCUUCCAAAAAAGCUAUCGUUGGCAAAAACCAUGCAAAAAAAGAAGAAGGAAAAGGACAGGGACGAGGUAUGGUCCGUAAGCAAAUCACCACUGAAAUUCCUCUAACAUUUGACGACGAUGGCAAGAAAUUAGCCGACGAGUCCUUGGUACUACCGGAUGACGAUGACGACUCGCCGAGUAGUAGCAGCAAAGACAAAAAAUUCAAAGACCAUGGCGCUAUUACACAUAAGAAGUCACAUCCGCCAAGCAAAAUAGUGGGUCGUUCCAUGCAAAGGGGGACCCAAUCCGAAAUUACAAGUACAACAGCUCCGGAAGCAAUCAGUGUGAAUAAAGUUGAACACACAUUUCCAGCCCCACCCCCAAACUCGCCACCAGUCGGCAUGGGCCAGUGGACACACAAGUUGUCAACGAAAUAAAAUUCAAUGCGAAUAAGUACAUAUAUGUUAAAUUCUUAAUUAUGCAUAAAUUUUACAGUGCUAUGAAAAUAUAUAAAUUAAGAUGUGAACAUAUGCAAUAACCUUAAGAAACCCCCCCCUUUUCAAGUUAAGAUAAUUGUCUAAAAAGUAAUUUACGUACUUUUAUCUUAUCGAGGAAGUAAAUA
Folsomia candida is the source of this 4945-nucleotide messenger RNA. RefSeq names its product mucin-5AC. The coding region runs from base 1860 to 4760 and encodes 966 amino acids. The transcript is spliced from 19 exons. NCBI's taxonomy places the organism in Eukaryota, Metazoa, Arthropoda, Collembola, Entomobryomorpha, Isotomidae. The record is from RefSeq and is a predicted model, not a curated record.